AGCCUGCCUCCGGAGGUUACAGCCCCUGCUCUUGAGAAAAUGUUGCCCAUGGAUAGCGUGGCAGUGGACUGUGCCCACAGGACUGUGCCCAAACCAGGGCCUCAGCCUGGCCCACACAGAUCACUGUUGACUGAAGGGCAUCUCCAAAGCCUUUCAGGGGACUUGAACCAGUUCUCCUGUGGGAGGGAAGUGCACUCUGGCCAGAGAGAACUGGAGAGCAUGGUUGCCGUCUGCGAAGCCCUGGCUUUUGAAAUUUUCAAUGGGAGCCGUGAGUUAUUGUCUCAGGGACAGGAGCAGAUUUUUAUUCAGACUUCCAAUGGGCUUAUCUUGUCCCCUCCAGGUACAGUAGUGUCUCCGGAGGAAGAUGUUGUCAUAGUGACCAAUGCAGAGGGGCGUGGCCUGCAGAUGGGCCCGUCAGAAGGAGUUCCUCUAGAAGCUGUGGAGUCGCUCCUCACGGUGGAGGCAGAGCCCUCACAGUGAAGGGGAGUCAGAUCCUAGAUUUGUCUGAUUUAUCCAGAGAAAGUCUAUGGCAAGCAAUGUGUAUUUUUCUAAUGUGAAUACUGCACAGAUGAACCUUUUAUUUAUAAAGAGUAUGCCUUUCUA
Cebus imitator (Panamanian white-faced capuchin) is the source of this 603-nucleotide messenger RNA. RefSeq names its product zinc finger protein 839-like. The transcript has a single exon. The record is from RefSeq and is a predicted model, not a curated record. NCBI's taxonomy places the organism in Eukaryota, Metazoa, Chordata, Mammalia, Primates, Cebidae. Bases 40 to 480 code for a protein of 146 amino acids.